GGAUACCGCACCCCUUCCAUUAGAACGCCGGUAUCCUAGCGAGCCGGUUUGUUUUAUUCUGGACUGCCAAAGGGUUCCCGGUUUAAAUUUUCCGAAUUUUCAUUAAUUUGGAACUAACCAUGACUUCCUCGGAGGCUUGUGAAAUAACUCGACUGGAACCGGCGGCCAUUAUCGGAUUUGACGGCCAUGUCAUCGCCGGUUUGCGUGUCCACCCGGACCAGAAGCAUCUGGUGUUCCCAUUGGGGAACGAAAUUUCCGUUUACGAGUUAGAAACCAACCGGCAGACGUUCCUGCGGGGACAUACCAACACCAUCUCGACGGUGGAUAUUUCGCCGACGGGAAAGAUGGUCGCCUCGGGACAGACCAAUCACAUGGGCUUCCGGGCGUACGUGAUCAUCUGGGACUGGGAAAGCAGGAAGGAAAUUUCCCGUUAUGAGUUGCACCGGGUGAAGGUCCAGUCGUUGUGCUUUUCGUCCAAUGAGCAGUACCUGGUCAGUUUGGGCGGGAAGGAUUGCGGGUCGAUCAUCGUGUGGGACAUUGAGCAGAAUAUGGCCAUUUGCGGGAUUACGGCAACUAAAGAAACCACCGGUGAUGCUUUGAAGGUUUGCGGUCUUAACCAACGAUGGACGACUUUUGUUUCAGGGGGUGAUCAAAAUCUCCGAGUGUGGCACAUUGAUCGCGAUCGGAAACGUUUGAACGUGCAGGAUGUGGCAGUGGGAAAGCUGAGACGCGAAUUUACCGGCAUGCGAAUCACCGAAAACGACGAAAUUCUGUACGUGGGAACAAUGAGUGGAGACAUCGUCAAGAUACGGCUCAACGUGAGCUCGAAUCCGAAUGCGCCGAUGCCGGAUAAGACACCGGUCAUGUUGGGGUGCUUCGGGAAGCACAAUCCUCGGAAACCCGUUGGGAAAGAUUGCGAAAAGUACCACUAUGGGGUGCGUGAUUUGCUGAUCUUGCCCAACGGCAGCUUGAUUAUCGGAGCCGGAGAUGGGACCAUAGAGAUGGUGCACGAGAGGAACGUCAGCUUCAAGAACUACACCAGUCCCACGUGGCCGCAGCUGAAAUCGCUUCAAUCAACCAAGGUGGGCGGCGUGAUCACGUCCCUUCAGAUCGUGAAUCAAUACACGCUGCUGAUCGGGACAGAUGGUUGCGAGAUCUAUUCCCUGGAAUUGCAGAACUUCAAAACCAGUCUACGGUUGUUGAAAACGUGUCAUACCAAUGCCGUUUAUGACAUUGCGUUUCCCUACAAUUUUUCGUUGGUCUUCGCCACCUCAAGUCACGAAUCGAUCUGGAUUUGGUCGACAUCGCGGAUGCAGGAAUUGUUGCGUAUCGUUGUACCGAACUUUGCUUCGUCGUCGAUCGUGUUCAGCCGUGACGGCAAAAGUAUUAUUUCGGCGUGGAACGAUGGGGUGAUCCGUGCAUUCACGCCACUAACCGGAAAGCUGAUCUACGCUAUUCCCAAUGCACACAAUAAGGGAUGUUCGUCGGUGGCCGUUACCAGCAAUGGGAAGAUACUCGUCAGCGGGGGUAUUGAGGGGCAGGUUCGAGUCUGGAAGAUCGAACCCUACGUGCAGAGCAUGAUCGGUGUUCUGAAGGAGCACUACGGUCCGAUCGAGUCGGUUCACAUCAACAGCUUCGACACGGAAGUGGUUUCGGCGUCGCGAGACGGAAGCUGCGUAAUCUGGGAUUUGAUCCGGCUGACGAGAAAGCACGUGAUAUUUGCCCAUACGCAGUUUAUUGCCGCGCAGUACUACCCGACGGGAGUCCAGAUAUUGACGGCUGGUUCGGAUAAGUUGAUCGGAUAUUGGGAAGCAUUCGAUGGCAGCUUGGUACGAGAGGUGGAAGGCUCCAAAUCUGGCCCAAUCAAUGCGAUUGAUAUGAACAUGACUGGGGAGUAUUUCGUGUCGGCUGGAACUGAUCAGGUGGUACGUCUGUGGGACUAUCAGUUGGGAGUUGAGGUGGCCGUGGGAAUUGGGCAUGCUAGUGCCAUUACAUCAGCUAGGUACAGUCCCAACGGGAAGUUCCUGGUGACCGGAUCGAGCGAUGGGGGAAUUUUCGUCUGGACCGUUCCGGAGAACUACCACAUCAAAAUCCCGUCGCCACAAGAGCUAGCCGGCGGCAGCGGUAGCAACAAACGCACCAAACCAACCACCGAUAGUGCCGGCAAAAGAUUGGUCCCGUGUCGUGCCCCGAAAGCCAGUAACGAAAACGUCCGACAGUUGGAAUCGGCUCAUUCGAACCGUUCCAGUCAAAUUGCCAACUGUCCGGCCGUGGACCUGAACGCCCAGCCGACGAUCGAUCCGUGCGUUGAUACAGCUUCCCUGGCGGACGAUACUGAACAGCAGGACCAACUGGAAACACGGUCUGUUCACUCGCAGAAAUCGCAGAUUUUCGAUCGUUAGUUUUGAGGAGAUAGUGUGCUUUUAUUUUUAUACAUUUAAUCUACGAGUCAACUUGGUUUACUUUAUGAGAGAGCUAUUUUUUGAUACAAUGUUUUUGACCUAGUAAUCAUAAUCAUCAUCCAUUUUGAGCAGUCUACCAAUAAAGCUACUGAUUUGAACUCGCGCAGCUUUCAGUUGAGGGAAAUCGUCCUCCUUGGGUUCGUACAUGUUGGCACAGUGGGCGGU
Aedes albopictus (Asian tiger mosquito) is the source of this 2627-nucleotide messenger RNA. Its product is annotated as cilia- and flagella-associated protein 52. Lineage: Eukaryota; Metazoa; Arthropoda; Insecta; Diptera; Culicidae. The record is from RefSeq and is a predicted model, not a curated record. The transcript is spliced from 7 exons. Bases 120 to 2402 code for a protein of 760 amino acids. Gene Ontology annotation, molecular function: protein binding.